Arachis ipaensis is the source of this 745-nucleotide messenger RNA. RefSeq lists its product as uncharacterized. The record is from RefSeq and is a predicted model, not a curated record. NCBI's taxonomy places the organism in Eukaryota, Viridiplantae, Streptophyta, Magnoliopsida, Fabales, Fabaceae.
AAAUGGGGAAUUGUGUGUUCAAAGGGUUGCAAAAUGGUGUAUUGGAGGACAUGAAGGUGAAAGUAGUGACUUCAAAUGGUGGAAUCAUGGAGCUAUACUCUCCCAUCACAGUUGAAUGCAUAACAAACGAGUUUCCGGGCCAUGGCAUUUUUCGCAGGUAUCAUAACAUGAUAUCAGAGCCUCUAUCAAACGGCGAAGAACUCCAUGGCGGCCAAAUCUACUACCUCCUACCUCUAAACCCAACAUUAUUAUCUUCAUCAAGCAAAAGGGUACCUAUAACCGAAACCAAUAAUCCCAACAUAACACCAUAUAGAAUGUCCACGUGUGAAAAGAACACAAACCCUAACCCUAACAAUAACAAGAACACAUGGUGGGAACCUCAUGAGGUUCUUCCUAGGUACAACAACACGGGUGUGUGGAAGGUGAAGCUUGUAAUAAGCCCCGAGAAGCUGUCGGAGAUUCUUGCACAAGAUUCUAGGACCGAGGCGUUGAUUGAGAGUGUGAGGACGGUGGCAAAGUGCGGCAGCGGCGUUGCGCCGUCGUCGUCGAUGACUAACUCCGAUCAAUGGAGCGUGUGUAGUAGCAGUUGUAAAGGUUCUACGUUUGGUGUGGAUAGUUAAAAUUUAGCUUUACCUUUUUCAGUUUUUUUUUUUAAUUAUUGUUAUUAUUGUUUAAUAACCCUAAUUAUUGUCUACUUUAUUUGCUUCUGUAGAUGAUAAAUAUUAGCUUUUGAUUUUUUUCUUCA